Amaranthus tricolor (Joseph's coat) is the source of this 2368-nucleotide messenger RNA. RefSeq names its product zinc finger CCCH domain-containing protein 47-like. The coding region runs from base 222 to 2042 and encodes 606 amino acids. Gene Ontology annotation, molecular function: protein binding; metal ion binding. The record is from RefSeq and is a predicted model, not a curated record. NCBI's taxonomy places the organism in Eukaryota, Viridiplantae, Streptophyta, Magnoliopsida, Caryophyllales, Amaranthaceae. The transcript is spliced from 2 exons.
AUAAAAAUAAGAACUUUUUGAGGUGAAGGAAGAAAAGUCACACUUUCCAGUUUCCACCCUCUUUCCUUCUCCAUUUUCGCUGUUACUUUUCCACCUUUAUAAGAGCCGCCCAUCACUCAUUCAUUCCAUCAUCACAUUUUCUUCAUUCAUAGUCAAAUCAUCAAACAAUCUUCUUAAAUUCACUAUCAAAUCACACUAUUUUUACAACUAACUAAUUCAUCAUGGGUAUAGAGAUUACCCAUCAAGAAUCAACCCUAAAUUCUACUUUACUUGAAUUAGCUGCUUCGGAUGACCUAAAAAACUUCAAAUUAGCUGUUGAAUCACUUGGUUUGUCGAUUGAUGAUGUGGGUAUUUGGUAUAGUCGUCGAAUCGGGUCGAAUAAGAUGGGUUAUGAACAACGAACUCCUCUUAUGAUUGCUGCACAAUAUGGAAGUGUGAAUGUUCUUGAUUAUAUACUUGAUUCGGGUAAUAACCCAGUUGAUGUUAAUCGGGUUUCCGGGUCGGAUCGAGUUACUGCUCUUCACUGUGCUGUUGCUGGAUGUUCUCAGUCUUGUGAUUAUGUCAUUCAGCGGCUUAUUUCUUCUUCUGCUAAUCUCAACAUCCUUGAUGCUAAUGGUAAUAGAGCAUCUGAUUUGAUUCCUAUGUUACUGAAAUCAUCCAGUAAGGGAAACAAACAAUUUGAAACCAUGCUGAAAUCAUCUGGGUCUGAUUCUGAUGUAAGUUCAACUUCAGGGUCAGUUUCGGAUUCCGAUUCCGAUUCCAAGAAGGAAUUUUCUGUGUCUGAACUGCCUGACAUAAACAUUGGAGUAUAUGGAAGUGAUGAAUUUAGGAUGUAUUGUUUCAAAAUCAAGCCUUGUUCAAGGGCUUACACCCAUGAUUGGACUGAAUGCCCAUUUGCUCACCCAGGUGAAAAUGCAAGGAGAAGGGACCCACAAAAGUAUCAGUACACUUGUGUGCCAUGCCCUGAAUUCAAAAAGGGUAGCUGUAAAAAGGGCGACGAUUGUGAGUUCGCUCAUGGGGUGUUCGAGUCGUGGCUUCACCCGGCUCAGUAUCGAACCCGUUUGUGUAAGGAUGAGAUUGGGUGUGCAAGGAAAGUUUGUUUCUUUGCUCAUCGGAAAGACGAAUUACGCCCUGUUUAUGCUUCGACAGGUUCGGCUUUGCCUGAUGUAUCGUCUCCUGGAAGCGGGUUUAGUGCUAAUUCUACGUCCACUCCUCCGAUGUCCCCAUCGUGUGCUCCAUUGUCUCCUAACAACGGAGCAUCACCGGGUGCAGAAGGGGUGUUUCAGGGGAAGUCUAACUUAAUGUCACCCCCUAACUUGCUACUACCCGGAAGCAGGUUACGGUCGAGCUUUAAUGCUCGAGAUAUUGAGUCAGAAAUUGAAAUGGAAAGUUGGGUUGUAAACCGACAACAUCAAUAUAACCAACACCACCACCAAGUUCUUUCACCCAGGCCGUCGCCUGGGUGGAAGAACAACAAUAUAGGAAGAUUUAGUGACGUGAUACCGGCUACAAAUCUUGAACCCGCGUUUGGAUCGAUCAAUGUGGCUAGGAAAUUAUCCCCACCAAAUGUCGUGGAAUUGCCACGCAGGAAGCUAUCGCCUCCAAGAGCAUUAGACUCGCCAAAAUCAAUGGCUGCAGCAUUGCUGAACUCUCGAGCUGCUGCCUUCACUAGGCGAAGUCAGAGCUUCGUUGAUAGAGCCGGAUCAUCACCUGCUAACAUGUCUAGUCCUAUGCCAACCAAUAUGUCUGAUUGGGGUUCACCAAAUGGUAAAUUAGAUUGGGGAAUCAAUGGACAAGAGCUUAAUAAGCUAAGGAAGUCGAAUUCAUUUGGAAUUCGGGGUGCUACCAACAAUGUAACUCGAAGUUCUCCACCCGGGUUCAAUGAACCGGAUGUUUCUUGGGUUAACUCUUUGGUCAAGGACGAGGCCGGUGUUGCAAACUUGGGAGCUAAGGCGGGUAGUUUUGGUCGUAAUGGUAUUCGAGCUCGGAAUAUUUGUUCACCAUGGGAGCAAUUGUAUAUAGAAGAACAAGUUGUUAUUUAAGUACAAGGAGGUUUUAGGCCUUUGCUAACCAAAAGAGAUCGAGUUUUAUUUAUUUGAAUUUAUUGUUAUACAUUAGUAAUAUAUGCCAAAAAGAAUUUAGGAAUUGAGGAAAAAUCAUUGUAUAGUACUGGUAAGUAGAAUAUAUUAAUUUUAUUGUUUUUCCUUAAGAAUAAGGAUAUUUGAUCUCUUGUGCAUGUAGGAGUAUGGUUUCCUCUCCUAAGGAAAUCAUAGAAGUUGUUUUAAGUGCAAGUUUUUUGUUCAACAAUGUACUUACUAUUACUCAAUUUAUACUUUAUUUGUCUUGUUGGUUUCACAAGACUUCUAUA